AUGUUCCAAAGUAGCAAACAUUCUAAAAUUACUCUGCAUAAAAAGCUCUUUGCACCAGUAUCGAUUACUAGUGCUAGAGGUUCUAGUUCCUCAACGGAGCCGAAGGCGACCAUACCAGUUUUAUUACCACCGGAGCCGGAUUUGGAAGUAGAGGCGCAGACCAAACCACAAGCACAAGCACUAGAGUUAGGAGCUUACGCUCAAUCAUCGAAUAUAACUUCUUCAACGCCAAAACCAGAUUUAGCUGCAUCUUUAGCUGCUGCCCCGAUUACAACGCCAAUCCAAAACGUUACUCUUCAACCAAAUCACCAUUCCACAGAACCAGAGACUAAUCAAUCCCGAGCCCAACCCCAACCCCAACCCAACUCAAAUAAUAUCCAAGUUCUUCCUCCUAACCCUAACCCUCCUAGAUCUCCAUUCUACUCUGCAUCGUCCUCAACUUCGAUCGGUACCUCAUCAUCACAACAGAUGUCAAACCACACACGAAAUUUCUCCUCAACCUCAACAAUAACUUCAAACUUUGGUUCUCCACCGCCUUCAUACACACCUUUUGUUACUCCUUCUCUAUCUCCCCAGGCUCACGGGUAUCGGUUUGGAGAUGGUAAUGCAUAUGGAAAUACAAAUGGAUAUGGAUACAGGUAUAGAACUGGAACUUAUACAAAUGCGAGGAGCAAUCAAUAUGGACAUGGUAGUGGAUAUCCAUCACCAUCCAUCUCCCGCUCUCCAAGUCUGCAACUCCCAGAUCUUGUGGAUGAAGUAUUAAGAUUGCGAGAUCGACUAAAUUUCUUAGAGUCGGGAUCGUUAUCAAACGAAAGAGGUAGUAAUAGGGGAAACAGCCGAACUAGAAGUGCAGCCAGGGGCGGGCCCACGUUUGAAGAGGAAAGGAAGGAAGAAAACGCAAAGGAGAGUGAAAACCAAAGGGAAGAAGAAAUAGAAGGAGAAACAAAAAGAGCAAGAGAAAGAUGGGAAGAAAUUGAGAAAUUUGGACUGGGUUAUGAGGAUUUCUUGGAGGAGUUCUAUCGUUAUGAUGAUGAAAAGGAGGUUCUGUUAGAAUUGAAUGAGGAGUCCUUUGGUAAGCAACUAGGGUUGGAGUUAAAAUUUGGCGAAGAAAAAACUUGUGGCGAUAUUUUAAGAGGGAGAGAAAGCGAUGGAAGUGAGGAGGGAGACGAUAGAGAGCCUCGAGGAGAAAUAGUAACUCUAGCUCCUUCGGUAUUUGUGGAUGAAGGUUCACAUACUCCUUUUGGAGCCCGUUCUUCCUCCCCCUUUCCUUAUUCUUUAGGUUUUCAUUCCAAUACCUCCUCCUCAGCAUCGCCAAUCUCAUCCUUGCGUGAAAAAGAUUCCACAAAAGAAUCUCAACUGCUGCUUCCCAAAUCCGGUUGUCAUUAUUUCAUAACCGCCGGUUUCAUCCAAAAUAUAACGAUCAUUUAUCCCGUCUCAUCUUUAUCACAUAAUAUGGAUGCAUUAAAAGGAGAAAAGGAAAUAAUUAGAAGUGCGUUGGAGGGGUGGAAUCGGGGUGCGGUUGAUAAAUAUGGAAUCCAUCCGACAAAAAGAGCUUAUGCUGCUAUUAUUUAUCCCGAACCACAAGCGCCUCUCCCCCGCAAAAAAUUACGCAUAGCACUCUCAUUCACUCCUAUUUAUCCAUCUCAAUCAAGCUCAACUUCCUCAAACCCUAUACAUCAGACUCCAACAAAUCCCGAGGAUAUAAUAACAGAUGCAAACAUAUACAUCAGCACCGUAAAUGACUCUUCUACUUUCUCACAGAAUGAUAGUAGGGGAGUGAUGGAUUAUAAAAGGUAUAAAGUGAAAUAUGGGAAUCAGGAGGUACAUGAGAGACAUGAUGGAAUUUUGGAGGUUGGAAGAUUGAGGGCGGCGUUAGGGUGUGAGGUUUUUAAGAUGGAGGGAAGCGAGAGAGAAAAUGGGAGAGAAGAGGGGGAGGAACGAUGGGAAAAGGAAGAGGUACAGUUGAUUUGGAAAGAUGAUGGGAAUGAUGAGUCGAAAUGGGAAGAUGAAAAGAAAGGCUCUAAGCUAGAGAGAGGGGUUCAGGUGUUAAUAGAUACAAAUGGGGAUAUUGAAGGUGGUUGGAUCUAA
This is a messenger RNA of Sclerotinia sclerotiorum 1980 UF-70, 2088 nucleotides long. RefSeq lists its product with no specific name. Lineage: Eukaryota; Fungi; Ascomycota; Leotiomycetes; Helotiales; Sclerotiniaceae. The coding region runs from base 1 to 2088 and encodes 695 amino acids. The record is from RefSeq and is a predicted model, not a curated record. The transcript has 3 exons.